CUUCCUACCAAAAAUAUGCACUCAAAUGAAAUUGCUUCAGAAUUGUCUAUAAUUAAUAGUUCAACACCAGAAGUAUUUACCAAGAAACUUAAUAAAGAAUCAUCAUCUGAAUCCAUGGAGAGUACAGAAAAAUCCAUAACUACAAGUACGACUCCCGGCAAGGAUGUACAAUCAAAUGAAAUCAGUUCAGAGAUAUCCAAUGAGAGCAAAGAAAAAUUACCAACUAAUGGAAAUGUAAACACCGAGUUCACUUCAAAACCACCAACAACUAUCAAAAAUUAUGAAGACAAUUCAGUUGGGCCAUUAACAACCAUAAAAAUUGAAAUACAUACCAAAAUAUCUACAUCGAAAAUAGUAAGCAACAGUUCCUGGUUUUUUAACUCAACACAAAAAAUGGAUAUUUCAAUGGAUUCAACACCAGAACUUUCUACAGAGCAUGAUGUUGAAAAAGUAACAAUGCCAGGAAUCGAAUCCAGUUCAGAAAAAGACACGCAAAAUAAUGACAAUUUUAGUACAACGCUCGAAAUUGAUUCUUCGCUUUCUACCGAUACAAAUACAGAAAUCUCAACAACAAUGAAAAUUCCUACAAUGAAUGGUAUUGAAACCUCGACAAUGGUUGAUGUAGUUUCUGAUUCAAACACAAUGCCAGAAAUUAAUCAAUUUAUUUCAACAGACAAAAAUAUUGAAGUGUCAACAACUUUCAGUGAAAGCCUUCAAAAUUUCUCCUCGGCUACACCAACUAAUAAUUUCGUUGAUACAACAGAAAAUGUUUUUACUUCAACUUUGAAUAAUGCUGCUAUACCAACGACUUUAAAUGAAAAUAUUCAAAAUUUUCCUAAGACUACAUCACUGAAUUUCGUUAUCACAACUGAAAAUACUGAAUUUUCAACUGAAAAAGAGAUACAAAAUUUCAACAAUAAACCAGCUACUGCCACAAGUCAGACAACAAUAAUUACAAAAACUCCCGAGAAAGGGCAUGAUGUAUUUUCCGAAUUAUCAACCAAAAUAAUGGAACCUACUCAAUCAUCCAAAAUUGAACCUGUUAAUACAAUCAAAAGUAAUAUUGAUGAUAUCCCAGAAAUUUCAACUGAAGAGUCCUUUGAUGUUACCACAAAUGUACCUGAAAUAUUGGUAACAACCGAUAAAAUUGAAAUACCUAUUCCAAAAACAUUAUUCAUUCACGAUUCUUCCACACAAACGACUGCCAGUUUAGAAGAAAUAAAUUCAAGCUUUUUAUCUACUGAAAGAAUGGAGCCGAAAGUAUUAGAUUUUUCGACUGAAAAUAUUCAAAACACUUCUGAAAAUUUGAUAUUAAAAAAAGAUUUGAAUGGAAAUACCUCCACACUAGAACUUUUGGAUAUAACUACUCCUUUUCAAUUUGAAACACUUUCUAGCGAUGCAAAAUCUGCAAAUCGUGUUCUGAAUGUAACUUCCGAAAGAUUUGAAAAUACAUCACCAAUUGAUCUAACGGUCGACUUACUCAAAAGCACGAGAGAAUCUGGAGACAAUGAACGGUUCAGGAAUAAUCCAAGUUCAUUUAGAAAUAACGAUGAUAAUUUAAGUCCAAGGCAACAAUUUGCAACCUCUGAAUCUGUGAAAACCAAUCAAGAAUUAAAAUUUAAUAUGCCCAAUGGCGGUGUCACAGCUGGAAACGUAAUAUGUUUUCCAAACCCACAGCAAUUUCCUGGAGGAAUAACAUUCCCACAACAAGAUCCAAAUCAAUCACGUCUUGACUUUUCUCCAAGGCUUGUAACACCUGGAUUUCCAACAUCUGGUUAUAGCCCAUAUACUAACUAUUAUUAUCCUAUGGGUUAUCCAAGUAUGUACCCAAACUAUGGUUAUUAUGGAAAUUCUGGUAAAGAUUCCUCAUUUACUAGUCAAAAUAACAACAAUUAUUUAAUGCCCCAAAUAUGUCAUAUGGUUAACUAUCCGCCAAUAUAUCCGAAUCAAAACGUUUUCCGAAAAUCACAAUCACAAUCUAGAACAUCUCAAAGUAACUUUAGGAAUGACUUAGAUGACAGUAUUAUCGGGGAUUCGAUAAACGAAUUCACAAAUAAUGAUGUAUUACUAGAAUGUAGUAGUGAAAAAGAAAUAGCCUGUCGUGACGGGUCCAAAUGCAUAGCAAAGACCCAAUGGUGUGACAGUAACAUUGAUUGUCCGGAUUUAUCUGAUGAGCUAAGCUGCAGCUGCAAACACCGCGUAGACAAGUCUCGGCUAUGUGAUGGAUUUUUUGACUGCCCAAAUGGCGAAGACGAAUUAGGAUGUUUUGGAUGCCCACAAAAUGAAUUUAGUUGCGACGAUUGGAAUAGACAUCAUGAUGAAGUCACGUGUGUUCCGCUUGAAAAACGUUGCGAUGGAAUUCAACAAUGUGUCACAAACGGAAAGGAUGAAAUGGAUUGUUCUUUAUUGGCAGAAUCUAUUUUUCAACAUCAAGCACACCUUGUUUCUUUAUCUCAAGGCAUUUUACAUCAUAAUUACCGUGGAGUUUGGUAUCCUGUUUGUAAUAGUGAUGACAAAUGGGCAAAUGAAGUAUGUUUAAGUGAAGUUGGAGGGCAUUUAGCUCCUCCAACUAUACAAACAAUCCCAAUCACUAGUCCAUAUACUGGAAACUUUAUCGAAGGCAUUCUACCCUCAGGAGAUGCUAGUCUGGUUAAAUUAUGCCAGGGCUUAACAUAUGUGGAAUGUCCAAAAAUUGAAUGUGGUACUCGAAUUUCUAUGGCAACUUUACGAAAUGAUGACGAAAAUGAUAUUUUACAAUUAAGUCAGGAAGAAAAUCUAUUCCGAUUAAAACGCCAAGAUGAACGUGUUGUUGGUGGGCAUGCAAGUAAACCAGCCGCUUGGCCCUGGGUAAUUGCCUUAUAUCGUGAUGGAGUAUUUCACUGCGGAGGUGUUAUCGUCAAUGAAAAUUGGAUUAUGACUGCAGCACAUUGUGUCGAUAAAUUUUGGCAGCAUUAUUAUGAAGUUCAAGCUGGAAUGCUUCGUCGAUUCUCAUUCUCUCCCAUGGAGCAGAUACGUUCCGUGGAGUAUGUAAUUGUUCAUCAAAGCUAUGACCGAUCCAGCAUGAAAAAUGAUUUAGCAUUGUUACGUUUACAUUCACCACUGGCUUUUAAUCGCUGGAUCAGAAAUAUUUGUCUGCCAAAUAUUAAAUCAGCUGGAGCUAAUUGGAGUUGGGGACCUUCUCCAGGGACUGCGUGCACAGCAGUUGGUUGGGGUGCCACUUUUGAACACGGACCAGACCCCGACCAUAUGCGAGAAGUGGAAGUUCCAAUAUUGGCAACAUGCAAACAUCGAUUAGAUCGAGAAGGUGCUGAGAUUUGUGCUGGAUUUGAAGAAGGGGGCCGUGAUGCAUGCCAGGGUGAUAGUGGAGGACCAUUGCUAUGUCUAAAUCCAAUCACUAAAAAUCAAUGGUUCGUAGCUGGUGUAGUCAGUCACGGAGAAGGUUGUGCCCGCCCAGAUGAACCAGGAGUUUAUACACGAGUUGCCAUGUUUAUUGAAUGGAUUCACCUAAAUAUAUUAGAAACUAGUUUCCCGCAACGUAAACCUUUAUCGCAUUGCCCAGGCAUGUCAUGCAUUCCAACUGGAGAAAAUAACAGUGGAAAAUGUUUAUCGCGUAGAAAAAGGUGUGACGGUGUUGUAGAUUGUCUAACCGUUGAGGAUGAAUUAAACUGUCAAGAUAAAAAACAAUUGUCCAAAAUUUCACGUCAAACAUGGGAGUCUUUAUUAAUGGCAAAAUAUUCCAAAAAACCGGAUGAAAAUUUAUUAAAAUCACCAGAGCCUGCUAUCAAGGAAAAUAAAAUGAAAAGUAAUCCCAGUGAUAUUGUUGAAGAUUAUGUUGAUGACACUUUCAUGGUGAGUCAGGCUAACAUUAUUUCCACAACAAGUCAAUUGGACGAAAAUCUAAGCGCAACUGUAAUAACUUCAACAAAUGAACCUGUAAGAGAAACAUCAAUAGUUUUUGAAGACAGUUUAACGGUACAAAUAUCAACUUCAAAACCAGAAAACGCAUCCGAAAUUGUUCCUACCCCAGAUUCAGCUAGCCAAAUAUUAUUUGAAAAUGAGGAAGAUAUUACAAUUCCAAUUCCUGUUAAUCUUAUUAAAAAAUCAUACUUCCAAUGCAAAAGAAUACUACAAAAUGUACCAAUUGAUAAAAAAUGUGAUAAACACAUUGAUUGUGAAGAUGCAACCGACGAAAAAGAAUGUACCUGUAAAGAUUUUCUCCAAAAAUCUCAUUCCGAAGCUAUUUGUGAUGGGAAUUUCGAUUGUGCAGAUGGAACGGACGAAUCUAAUUGCUAUUCUUGUCCAAUUAAUUACUUUUUCUGUGAAAAAAGCUUACAAUGCAUCAAAAUGACUUUACGAUGUGAUGGAAAAUCUGACUGCCAGUUUAAUGAAGAUGAAAAAGAUUGCGUUUUACUUACUAACGCCAAAAAUAUUUACAUUCAUAUUGACGGAAAACCAAAAUUGGAAAAAUCUGGAUACAUUACAACAUUAAUUAAUUCGACAUGGCAGCCAUAUUGCAAUUAUAAUUUGGAAAAUAAAAAUGCAACCGCUUUAGCAAUCGAUGUUUGCAAUAAUUUGGGUCAUACAUCGUUUUAUGAUCAUUUUAUCCGUGACAUACAUUAUACUCCGAUAGAAUUGAUUUAUUCAAAUGGAACUAAAGUUUCUGAUUCAAACAUCAACAUGCCUCUGGAUCAUACAUCGAAAAAUUGUAAAGCAUUAUUUGUACGUUGUCAUAUUGGAAUUUUUACCAAAUUAUCUGAUUUGUAUUUGGGAUCAAACAAUCGUUCGUUAAGAAGCUAUGAAGAAAACAAUGAUUAUUUUUGGCCAUGGAAUGGAAUAAUUUAUGUAGAUGGUGUAGCUAAAUGUACAGGAACGUUAAUUAACGUAAAUUGGAUAUUAUCAUCACAAUUUUGUAUUGAUGAAAUAACAUUGGAGAAUAAUUAUAUAAUUAUCGUUUUUGGAACUGGAAAGGGAUAUUUGGAUAUUGAAAAUCCUUAUGAGCAAAUUCGUCGAGUGAAUUAUAUCUCCAAUUUUGCAAAUAUUUCCUUAAUGCAUUUAGAAACACCAACGAAUUACUCACGAUUUGUAAAGCCUUUACCAAUAAAUACAAAAGUUAGUGAAUCGUUAUCCAAGGAUAUUUGCGUGACUGUUGGUAUUGAUAAAUAUUUUAAUAUGUUAAAACCAAUAUUUUUAAAACCCAUUUCCCAAAAUUGUGCGGCAAAUCAACGUUGUUUUAAGCAAAUUCAAAAGCCUAAUGACUGUUCAAAUUACACAUAUCCAUGGAGUGGAACGGUUGUUUGUUUUUCACAAAUUUCUGGCUGGUAUCCAUCAGCAAUAUAUCAUGAGCCAAAUGGUCCUUGCUCGUUUAUAUUUACAAAAAGUUUAACUAGCAUUAUUUCAUCAAUGAAUUUGAUAGUACAACAAUUACGAACAAAAUUAACUAUUAGCGAUUCACCAUCAUGCACUGGCUUACGUUGCCCCCUAGGCCAAUGUGUUGAAACUAAUCAAAUAUGUGAUAGUACAACAGACUGCCGUGGUGGAUAUGAUGAAACAAUCGAACGAUGUGAAUCACGCCAUCUCUUCUGUGAAAAACAAACUUGUGAUUGUACCCCAGAUGAAUACAAAUGUAAAAAUGGACAAUGUGUACAUAAGUCUAAAUUUUGCGAUGGCAUUUCUGAUUGUUUGGAUCGUAGCGAUGAAACCGAAACUUGUGCUUGCAGCGAUUACUUAAAUCAAACAUUACCACACUUAAUUUGUGAUGGAAUACGGAAUUGUUUAGAUAAAUCUGAUGAAAAAAAUUGUAUGUGUACACCAAAAUCAUUUAAAUGUGAUGAUUCAAAAUGUAUUCUCCAAGAAUUUGUUUGUGAUGGUGAACGUGAUUGUACCAAUGGUGAAGACGAAAAAUAUUGCCUCGCCUUGAAGCAUAACAAAGAACAUGAUCCAUUAGCCAGCGGUGAAGUUUAUAUUCGAUCAUCAGGUUUAUGGCAUGUCAAAUGUUUCCCAAAAUCAAAUAUUACACAAAUUGAAAUCGAAAAUAUUUGUAACAAAGUAGGUUUUGUGAACGGACGUCGUAUUCCAUUGGAAAUUUCUGCAACGUCAUCAGAUGGCGAACGUGUUAUACAAGAACCUGCAUUUGAUAAAUUUCAAGCGAUACGCUUAAACAAAAUCAAAAUUUUAUAUGCCCGUUUGGGUUCGAAUACCCGACCUUUUGCGAAUUUAAAAUAUGUUAAAAAACAAUGUAAUAUUGUUAAUGUAAUUUGUGAAUAA
This is a messenger RNA of Chrysoperla carnea, 6264 nucleotides long. It is a transcript of the gene ndl, whose product is annotated as serine protease nudel. Lineage: Eukaryota; Metazoa; Arthropoda; Insecta; Neuroptera; Chrysopidae. Gene Ontology annotation, molecular function: protein binding; serine-type endopeptidase activity. The record is from RefSeq and is a predicted model, not a curated record. Gene Ontology annotation, biological process: proteolysis. The transcript has 15 exons. Gene Ontology annotation, cellular component: plasma membrane. Bases 16 to 6264 code for a protein of 2082 amino acids.